Messenger RNA from Xylaria bambusicola, 757 nucleotides. RefSeq lists its product as uncharacterized. Gene Ontology annotation, molecular function: protein-macromolecule adaptor activity. The transcript is spliced from 2 exons. The record is from RefSeq and is a predicted model, not a curated record. Bases 159 to 692 code for a protein of 177 amino acids. Lineage: Eukaryota; Fungi; Ascomycota; Sordariomycetes; Xylariales; Xylariaceae. Gene Ontology annotation, cellular component: membrane; endoplasmic reticulum.
CGUAAUACUGGUACCUACCUACCUACCUACCUACCUAGUAGGUACACAUUCCUGUAUGUAGCCUCUUCUCAAGAUCUCGUAACACAUAGUUGUACCACACACAUUUUGCAGUUAGCAAACUGAGAGCCCUCAAUCUUCAUAACCGAAAGUCUUCAGAUAUGGAGGCGAUUUUAGGAGCCCUCAAACCCUACCUGCCUCCAGGGCCUGGAUAUUUGCCCUAUUAUAUGUUUGGGCUCUCAGUCAUCUCCGUCGGCAAUUCAUUGCAAAAUUAUCUCACUUUGCAUUACUCCCGCCGCCUUUAUAAUGGGCAAUUUGUGCCGAAUGCCUCUCUGCCGCCCAAGUCUGCCCGCUUCGACCCGGAUGAUUCAAUUGAUAAAGUAACCCCCGCUUCGACCACGAACACUAAAGACGGUCGCACCACCGACCAGGUCACACCUCUAGCUGCAAGAUUAUUCGGUACCUAUACAUUCCUAGCUGCCGUUGUCCGCAUCUAUGCAAGCUACAACCUCCAUCUCGCACCUGUAUACCAAAUGGCUAUCUGGACUUACGUUGUCGCCCUCUUCCACUUCGCGUCCGAAUGGGCUGUAUAUCGCUCGGCAUAUCUGGGCCCUCCCAUUUUGUUUCCUUUCUUCUUCGCAACUGUUGGUAUUACUUGGAUGGUUUCUCAGUACGGCUUCUACGUGCAGAUGUAGUGUGGAAGUUCAGGAAUGUGGAGACGGACAUGUCUAAGCAGACUGGGAGGGUGUGGGAUGUAAAC